CCCGGGGCGGACUCCCGCGCUCCUGCCGCCGCGCCCUGGCGCUGGCGUGCGCUCGGUCGGCCUCCGGGCAGCCCUCUCCGCCCCGCCGUCGCUACGCCAUCAAGAUGGCUGCGCCCAGCGAGCCGGCGGGCUUUUCCCGCGGUCUCUUUUCCUUUCCGCCGGGCGGCGCGCGCUCCGACAUGACCGACGACCUGGUGACUGACGCGCGGGGCCGCGGCGCGGGGCACAGGGAAGCCGCCGGGCCUGCCGCGACCCCGGCACCGCAAGGUUUGGAGCACGGGAAGCGACCGUGCCGGGCCUGCGUGGACUUCAAGUCGUGGAUACGGACUCAGCAGAAGCGGGACGUCAAGUUUAGGGAGGAUUGUCCAGAGGAUCGGGAGGAAUUGGGUCGCCACACCUGGGCUUUCCUCCACACGCUGGCCGCCUAUUACCCGGACAUGCCUACCCCAGAACAACAGCAGGAUAUGGCCCAGUUCAUACAUAUAUUUUCCAAGUUUUACCCCUGCAAGGAAUGUGCGGAAGACAUAAGGGAGAGGAUAGGCAGGAACCAGCCAGACACAAGCACUCGAGUUUCCUUCAGCCAGUGGCUGUGCCGCCUGCACAAUGAGGUGAACCAGAAGCUGGGCAAGCCUGACUUUGACUGCUCAAGAGUAGAUGAGCGAUGGCGUGACGGCUGGAAGGACGGCUCCUGUGACUAGAAGACCGCUGGCAGAGCAUGUGGGCAGUCUAGCCAGGAUCUCUGGGCAGCCUGGCUAGAGAGGGACAGCCUAUUGAUUAAAGUGCAUCUGAGCCAAAGCUUGUUUUGGUGGUGGGGAGAGGGGGUCCCUGGCACGCUGUCUAUGGGAAGCCCAUCCACAAGAUUAAGAAGUGAAGCUGCCUGCUACAGACACUUGGGUGGCCUCCUCAGCCUAGGCCCCAUGGGUCUGAAGAUGGAGACGUAGUCCAGGGAGUCUCAUGCUCUUCCUAAUGCAGCCUCUUGCUCAUUAUACCCCUGGGACAUAGUUGCCUCAUAGCAAGAUAGGCUAGAGCAUUGCCUUCCUACUGCAUAGCCGGGGUGCCUACGGAGCUGUGACCCUGGCAACUCUGUGCCAUUUCAGAACUGAAGCACGGUACUGAGCUGUCUCUCCUGUACCUGCUCUAGUAGUUUUUCUAUUAGGGUAUACCCACUGUGGUACCCGCUGUGCCUGGCACAUGGUCUUCCACAGCUAUGACAGGCGUGCCAGCAGAGGAUCCUGGAAACAGCUUCCUAGAGUCUGAGACCAAAAUAAAGUGAAGCGACUUAGA
Molecule: messenger RNA, 1284 nt
Organism: Meriones unguiculatus (Mongolian gerbil)
Lineage: Eukaryota; Metazoa; Chordata; Mammalia; Rodentia; Muridae
Gene: Gfer
Product: growth factor, augmenter of liver regeneration
Exons: 3
Coding region: 105-698 (197 amino acids)
Biological process (GO): liver development
Cellular component (GO): mitochondrion
Molecular function (GO): flavin-dependent sulfhydryl oxidase activity; flavin adenine dinucleotide binding
Source: RefSeq, a predicted model, not a curated record